UAGUCUGCAGACGACUCAAACUGAGAAAAUCCCUUAAUCUUCCAAAUUCUUUCCUGAGAAACAUGGUGAAACGAGUAGCAAUUGUGGGAGCUGGGGUCUGUGGCCUGGCCUCCAUCAAGUGCUGCCUGGAAGAGGGGCUGGAGCCCACCUGCUUCGAGAGGAGCUGUGACCUGGGGGGACUUUGGAGAUUCACGGAACAUGUUGAAGAAGGAAGAGCCAGUCUUUACAAGUCUGUGGUUUCUAACAGCAGCAGGGAGAUGUCUUGUUAUCCAGAUUUUCCUUUUCCGGAAGACUACCCAAACUUUGUGCCAAAUUCUCUAUUCCUGGAAUAUCUCAAACUCUAUUCAACCAAGUUCAACCUUCUGAGAUGCAUUUGUUUCAAUACCAAAGUGUGCAGUAUAACAAAACGCCCGGAUUUUGCUGUCUCUGGACAGUGGGAAGUGGUCACUGUCAGUGGAGAGAAGCAGAGCUCAGACAUCUUUGAUGCAGUCAUGGUCUGCACCGGUUUUCUGACUAACCCACAUCUACCCCUGGAUUCCUUUCCAGGUAUACAAACUUUUAAGGGGCAGUACUUCCACAGCCGACAGUAUAAACAUCCAGACAUAUUUAAGGACAAGCGAGUCCUUGUGGUUGGAAUGGGAAAUUCUGGCACAGAUAUUGCCGUGGAGGCCAGCCACUUAGCAAAAAAGGUGUUCCUCAGCACCACCGGAGGGGCAUGGGUGAUCAGCCGAGUCUUUGAUUCAGGGUACCCAUGGGACAUGAUAUUCAUGACACGAUUUCAGAACAUGCUCAGAAAUCUUCUCCCAACUCCAGUUGUGAGUUGGUUGAUGUCAAAAAAGAUGAACAGCUGGUUCAACCAUGUGAAUUACGGUGUGGCUCCAGAAGACAGGACUCAGCUGAGAGAGCCUGUGCUAAAUGAUGAGCUCCCAGGUCGCAUCAUCACCGGAAAAGUGUUGAUCAAGCCCAGCAUCAAGGAGGUGAAGGAAAACUCUGUCGUGUUUCACAACACGCCAAAGGAGGAGCCUAUUGACAUCAUCGUCUUUGCCACUGGAUACACCUUUGCGUUCCCCUUCCUCGACGAAUCCAUAGUGAAAGUUGAGGAUGGCCAGGCAUCACUGUACAAGUACAUCUUCCCUGCGCAUCUGCCAAAACCAACUCUGGCUGUGAUUGGCCUCAUCAAGCCCCUGGGCUCCAUGGUACCCACAGGAGACACGCAAGCUCGAUGGGUUGUUCAGGUCCUAAAAGGUGCGACUACGUUACCACCACCAAGUGUCAUGAUGGAAGAAGUUAAUGAACGGAAGAAAAACAAGCAUAGCGGGUUUGGCUUGUGCUACUGCAAGGCGUUGCAAUCAGACUAUAUAACAUACAUAGAUGACCUCCUGACCUCUAUCAAUGCAAAACCAGAUCUGCGGGCCAUGCUGCUGACUGACCCACGCCUGGCUCUGAGCAUCUUCUUCGGCCCAUGCACACCUUACCAUUUCCGCCUGACUGGUCCAGGAAAAUGGGAAGGAGCCAGAAAGGCCAUCUUGACCCAGUGGGACCGAACAGUGAAAGCCACCAAAACUCGAACCGUACAAGAAUCCCCAUCUUCCUUUGAAACUUUUCUUAAACUCUUUAGUUUUCUGGCUUUGCUCGUGGCUGUUUUCUUGAUUUUCCUGUAAGUGAAAGAUCUAACUGGCUUUUCAAAUGUGUGGAGUAUAACAGUUAAACUCCUCUAAUGUAACAACUUUCCCUUCAUAAUCAUAAACCAUGUCCAAAGAAUGAACAUGGACAUUUCCCCUUCCCAGCUCACCUCAUGGGCCCCUUGGCAUUGCUGGGUCUCUUGCAGCUCCAUUAGGUUUAACGCCAGAAGAUAAUGCCUAGCAAUUUUGUUCACUUAAAAUGUUGGAAGGAUCCAGGCCCCUUUUCAGGAAGAAGCUGUACCCCCAGGGAGUUCUCUGAGCAUUCUUUCACAUAAACACACACCCUGCAAAGAAAAAAAAAAAAAAAAACAGUUUUCCUAGAUCUCAAUGAAAAGCCCAACCUCGUGGAAUAUUGGUCUGCACUAAAAUAGUUCUCUGUGUAUUAGCUGACUACAAAUAAAAUG
This is a messenger RNA of Apodemus sylvaticus (European woodmouse), 2086 nucleotides long. RefSeq names its product flavin containing dimethylaniline monoxygenase 1 (gene Fmo1). The transcript is spliced from 9 exons. Bases 63 to 1661 code for a protein of 532 amino acids. The record is from RefSeq and is a predicted model, not a curated record. Lineage: Eukaryota; Metazoa; Chordata; Mammalia; Rodentia; Muridae. Gene Ontology annotation, molecular function: N,N-dimethylaniline monooxygenase activity; flavin adenine dinucleotide binding; NADP binding.